AUGGAGCAGGGCGGCCGCCGCCGAGCCUUCGGCAGCAUCUGCCCCAACACAGUCCAGGGACUGCCCGCCCGCCUGGCCAAGAAGCCGGCCCGGCCCGGCGGGGACACGGCGUGGACGCCCCCGGCCGCUCUGAGCCCCCGAGCUCCCCCGCCCCGUCCGCGCCGCAGCGGCGCCUCACCGGCCGCCGCCGCGCCCGCCCUGGAUGUAUCUACCUUAAUGCCACCAUCACUGGACUGUACUGACUAUGAUUUCUCCCUUGGUGAGGAGGUGGCUUUUGGCCCCUGCACCCCGCAGCUGCAGAGCAGCACGCUGGUGCAAGUUCCCCCACAGAACCUGUCUUCCCCUGAGCCAUGCUGGAAGGACCUGGCAGACCAGCACAAGAAAGCAUUGGGAGAUGCCCUGGAAGCAAACAGCCAGCUGCAGGAGACCCUCUCACAGAGGCAGGAAGAGCUGGUGGCACUGCGAGAGAGCAACGUGCAGCUGAAGGAGCUGGCAAGUCAGGCCAGGCAGCUGGCUGCUGUCCUUGACACGCUGAUGCUCCCGCAAAGCGCCGACGGGACAGUCCUUCCUCCUCUUCCUCCUCUUCAUCCUUUACCUCCUCCGCCCGCGGCUGCUGCCGCCGCCGCCGCCGCCGCUGCCCCGGCCGGGACCGGCCUGGAGGAUGCGGAGGGCGUGGACGCCAUGCUGCGGGCCGUGUCGGAGAAGUGUCGCGCCGCCCUGCGAAGCCUGGGGGGCAGCGCGGGGGACGGGUCGGGGGGCAGCCCCGGCAGCAGCCCGGGACACAGCCCGGGAGGCAGCCCCACAGCCAAGCGCCCGCGGCCGGGCCCGCGCCUGCACGGCGCCUUCCGCGGGCUGCGCACCGGCCGCGCCGCGCCGCGCCCGGCCGGCAGGGAGCUGGAGGAGGGCGGCAGCCUGCGGACGGCGCUGGGGGAGGCGGGCGCCAUCCGCACCCUGGCCUUCCCGCAGGGAAACGCCUUCACUCUCCGCACGGCCGCCGGCGGGCACCGCUUCCGAUGGGUGCCGCGCUGA
Motacilla alba alba is the source of this 1029-nucleotide messenger RNA. RefSeq names its product multiciliate differentiation and DNA synthesis associated cell cycle protein (gene MCIDAS). The transcript has 4 exons. Bases 1 to 1029 code for a protein of 342 amino acids. The record is from RefSeq and is a predicted model, not a curated record. Gene Ontology annotation, cellular component: nucleus. NCBI's taxonomy places the organism in Eukaryota, Metazoa, Chordata, Aves, Passeriformes, Motacillidae. Gene Ontology annotation, biological process: negative regulation of cell cycle; negative regulation of DNA replication.